Messenger RNA from Xylona heveae TC161, 1469 nucleotides. Its product is annotated as syntaxin-5. Gene Ontology annotation, cellular component: endomembrane system; Golgi membrane; SNARE complex. Gene Ontology annotation, molecular function: SNAP receptor activity; SNARE binding. The coding region runs from base 269 to 1348 and encodes 359 amino acids. Gene Ontology annotation, biological process: vesicle fusion; endoplasmic reticulum to Golgi vesicle-mediated transport; intracellular protein transport. The transcript has 6 exons. NCBI's taxonomy places the organism in Eukaryota, Fungi, Ascomycota, Xylonomycetes, Xylonales, Xylonaceae. The record is from RefSeq and is a predicted model, not a curated record.
ACUAAGCCAACUUGACAUCCAACGACCUAUUCCUGCGACAGUCAUACACUUACGUUGAUUUCAACCCACCCCUGCUUUCACAGUGGGAUUUACUCUGCAAGGGCCUCUACUGUGUCUCAACAUUCUAGCUACCAUUUAACCCUGAUAUCAUAUAUCGCUCACAGCAUCUCAUCCCUAUUCGAGUCCGCAAACGGAUUUAUACACAAUCGUCACUCUCCAACACCAACUUCUUCGCCUCAACCCGUCUGACAGUUCUCGACGAAUAAUCAUGGCGAGCGUAUCAAUACAAGACCGGACGAGUGAGUUCCGGUCCAUUCUGACCCAGGCUCAGAAGCGUCAGACCUCGUCAAGAUUCGGGCCACAACGACAAUCCCUCCUCUCGGACUCUCAACGACGGGAAGCAAAUGGCUCACCGACCGGAGGCGUAAAACGGGGCUCAAGGUCGGAAUUUGCUAGAAGAGCAGCUGAAAUUGGUCGAGGGAUCACUGGAACCAUGGCGAAACUGGAAAGAUUAGCACAAUUGGCAAAGCGAAAGACGUUGUUUGACGACAGGCCUGUCGAGAUUGCUGAAUUAACCUACAUAAUAAAACAAGACCUCUCUUCGCUCAAUCAACAAAUCUCUUCCCUCCAAGCGCUCUCAAAGUCACAACACCCUCAGUCCCUUCGACAUGGAGGCGCUGAUCAGGAGGGCGAACACAAUAAGAAUGUCGUCGUCUUAUUGCAGGGUAAGCUUGCAGAUGUGUCCGUAAACUUCAAGGAUGUGCUUGAGGUUCGGACAAAGAACAUUCAAGCCUCACGCUCUCGGACGGAAAACUUUGUAUCCUCGGUCUCUUCGCAUUCACAAGCAGCCGCGUUCGACCCUCACCGAAGCGAUUCUCCACUUUACAACACGCCAGGGCGAAGCCGAACACCACAGUCGCCGUACACCGGGUCAAACCCGGAUCUUUUGACCCUAGAACCUUCAUCAGUUUCUGCCCUGUCGCGCAGCGGACCACAGUCCGACCAGCAAUUAUUGAUGAUGGAGGAAGCGCAACCGACAAACAGCUACAUUAAUGCUCGUGGGGAGGCAAUAGAAGCAAUCGAGCGGACAAUAAAUGAACUAGGAAGCAUUUUCGGCCAGCUUGCCGGAAUGGUGUCCGAGCAGAGCGAAAUGAUUCAACGAAUAGACGCCAACACUGAAGACGUUGUCGACAAUGUGCAAGGGGCGCAGCGAGAACUCAUGAAGUACUGGAGUCGUGUCUCUGGCAAUCGAUGGCUCGUUGCAAAAAUGUUUGGUGUAUUAAUGAUCUGUAUGUCCUCUUCCCCCUCCUUCGUUCCUUCGUCCAUCCUAUUAUCCAAGUUGCCUUGACUGUCAGUGAUAUAUUCAUGUGCGAAAGCUAAUCAUAUCCACCCUCUAGUUUUCCUUCUAUGGGUCCUCAUCGCAGGGUGAAAAUCCCUAAUCCUUACAAUGAUCCCAGUUCUUCGCCAUG